UGUGUGCGUGCGCGUGUGUGUGAUGGCCGGAGGAAGCGAAUCCUGAGCUAGAGUUCUUUGAGGAGAGAGCAGAAAGACGCACAGCGGGACUGGAAGAAGGACUGCGUUUGGAUAGGGGUCGGAGAAACACCGUCAGCGUGUCGUAAAACGUCGAGUUUGCUGUUGCUGUUUUAGUGAGCCGUGGCCGUUAUCUGUGCGCUGCUGUGUUGCCGGUGUGUGUGCGUGUGUGUUCCCUGUUCGGUGUAGAGAAAGCUGGCUGCGGGGAGUGGCGCCCCUCCGUAAAGCUCGUCCUAGAGACACGGGGGACUCUUUAUCUGCACUCUUUCCAGUCAAUGCAAUAUAAACCACGGAUUCCCACGACUGAGAACGGAUCAGUGAGUGACCCAGCGCGAGGCAGGAGUGAAGCACACCAUUUAGCAGAGGAAAAUGAGCGAACUCGACCAGCUACGUCAGGAGGCUGAGCAGCUGAAGAACCAGAUCAGAGAUGCCAGGAAAGCAUGUGCUGAUGCCACCCUGUCUCAGAUUACAGCAAAUAUCGACCCCGUGGGGCGAAUUCAGAUGCGUACUAGACGGACACUGAGGGGUCACUUGGCUAAAAUCUAUGCCAUGCACUGGGGCACUGACUCGAGGCUCCUUGUCAGUGCAUCUCAGGAUGGUAAACUUAUUAUCUGGGACAGCUAUACCACAAACAAGGUGCAUGCCAUCCCACUGCGGUCCUCAUGGGUGAUGACGUGUGCGUAUGCUCCAUCCGGCAACUACGUGGCCUGCGGAGGACUGGACAAUAUCUGUUCCAUCUACAAUCUGAAGACGCGUGAAGGCAAUGUCCGUGUUAGCCGCGAGUUGGCUGGCCAUACGGGUUACUUGUCCUGCUGUCGUUUUCUGGACGACAACCAAAUUGUCACUAGCUCAGGCGACACCACCUGUGCUCUUUGGGACAUCGAGACAGGGCAGCAGACAACCACAUUUGCAGGUCACACUGGAGAUGUGAUGUCUCUUUCUCUUGCUCCGGACACACGCCUCUUUGUCUCAGGUGCCUGUGAUGCCUCUGCCAAGCUGUGGGACGUUAGAGAGGGCAUGUGCAGACAGACCUUCACCGGCCAUGAGUCCGACAUCAAUGCCAUCUGUUUUUUCCCCAACGGGAAUGCAUUUGCCACGGGCUCAGAUGACGCUACCUGCAGGCUGUUUGACUUGCGUGCUGACCAGGAGCUUAUGGUGUACUCGCACGACAACAUCAUCUGUGGCAUUACCUCAGUGGCCUUCUCCAAAAGUGGCCGCUUGUUGCUCGCCGGUUACGACGACUUCAACUGCAACGUGUGGGACACCCUUAAAGCCGAUCGUGCAGGUGUCCUGGCGGGUCAUGAUAACCGUGUUAGCUGUCUGGGUGUUACUGAUGAUGGAAUGGCAGUGGCUACAGGUUCUUGGGACAGUUUCCUUAAGAUCUGGAAUUAAAGCCACAAGAUGGCAUCCAGACUCCAAAGUUGACUGGAAGACCAUUCCAACCUAUAAAUGUUUAAUUUUAUUGCAUAUCCAAUCUUUUCAAAUGCAUCACAACUGACCCCCCAUUAUCGGAAGAAACAACAGGGCAAAAUGAUUUUUCUUUCCAUAAAAAAGAGCACAAUUGUUUCAUUCAGUGGAUCACAUGGGAGUCAGUGGGUUCUACAUUACAUGCUGGGGGUGGGGUGUUUUUUUAUUUUUUUUUAUUUUAAGAAUGACACAGUUAGCGUUUCAAUUGAGGAUCAAAAACUCUUUUAUCUCCUAGUCUUUAACUAUUUUAGAAUUGAGUUUGUAGAUGUAUGGCGUUCAAAUUGUCUGGCGUAACAACCCAGCUUUUAUUGUGUGAGUAAUAAGGAACGGUUUGAGCAUGACCAGGGGUCCAUUAGCCACAGUCAGACCUGUUUAAGUUCCACUAUGUAUAUUUUUUUUGUUUUAUUUUUCUCUAGUCACAAGUCUUUGUUUGCACAGGAAUAAAACAUUGCAUACAUAGAAUGAUGUUGAAAAUGUUGACUAACCAAGCACAUGCUGUUAAUAAUGAAUGCUCAUUUAGAAAAAAAAAAAACAACAAAAAAAAAUCCCCAAACAACUAAAAGGUCCAUUUUAAUUGUGUUUCUCUUACUUGUAUUUGUCUGACAAGGUAGAGUAAUGAAAUGAAGAUAACUUGUCAUUUAAUAGUUUUAUUUUUAUGUUUUUCUUCUCCAUGUGUUUUUGGUUGAGCUUUGCGGGGGAGGCUGAGGGAGGGCGUUGGAGUUGCGUGUUUGGGCUUCAUUUCUACCCACCUUCAACAGAGGUGUCUGUUCCAUGCUUGGAAAACCGGUUACUUCUCUGUGAAUGACAUGUAAAAAUCAAUGUUGGAAAAUAAUGAUAUGGGGGGGAGCUUUUUAAGUUAAAAAAUAAUAAUAAAAAACUUAUUUUUGGUUGUCUGCCAUGGGUGGGUUAACUCUUAGAAUCGCAUGCUGUAGAAUUGCUUAAGAGGUGCAUAUGGAAAGUCCUUUGAUGUUUUUCUUUAAGGAAAAUAACCUGUUGAAUAGAUCAUCACAAUAUUUAUAUUCUUUUUUUGUUCUUUUGCUACUCUGUGCAUACAUAAUUCAAUUAAACUCACAAAGCUAUGCACUCGAGAGAAGCUACCACAUUGAUCGACCCGUUCUGUCCAUACCAAACACUCGUACACGACCCUGACACGUGGACAAGAACGCGCUCACACACACACACACACAUAUACACACACACACACACACACAUUCAAAUAACUAGAACAAAAAAUUUCAUUUUUUUUCUGUAGCAAGACAAAAAUGACAGAUACAAAGUAAAUAAUGCUAGAGACAUUUUGUAACAAACAGGUUUUAAUGUCCUUUAAUAAAAAUAAAAAAAUAAAAAAACUUGCAGCAUUUGAAUGGCAGAGUUUUUCUGUUGUUCCCUCUGCGUGUAAUGAGAGGCGCUCUUUCCUUAGCGGUAGUGGCAUUUCUUCCAUUCUGUUAUCCCUCUGCGACAUUCUGUACAAAAAAUAAAAGUUAUGUCGUUGUGCAUUAGGCCUGGAGUUGGCAACAAAAAGAAAACCUACAAAAAAGAGAUAUUAAAACAAUUCCCUUUUCCCUUCUCUUUCUGUCUGUCUCUCUUCAUACAAAUAACUGUAGAGCUCUGCACACCUUCACUGUAUCCUUAUCCAUCUUUUGUAUUUAAUUUUAAAUUCAGUGUACAACAGAAAGCUGGAUGCAAGAUAGAAACUAUAUUAAAAUGUACUGUUAUUUAAGAUGUAAUAAAGCAGUUUGAGAUGA
Messenger RNA from Trichomycterus rosablanca, 3269 nucleotides. RefSeq names its product guanine nucleotide binding protein (G protein), beta polypeptide 1a (gene gnb1a). Gene Ontology annotation, molecular function: protein binding; signaling receptor complex adaptor activity. Gene Ontology annotation, cellular component: cytoplasm; heterotrimeric G-protein complex. NCBI's taxonomy places the organism in Eukaryota, Metazoa, Chordata, Actinopteri, Siluriformes, Trichomycteridae. The record is from RefSeq and is a predicted model, not a curated record. Gene Ontology annotation, biological process: G protein-coupled receptor signaling pathway. The coding region runs from base 427 to 1449 and encodes 340 amino acids. The transcript has 11 exons.